ACGCAUGCGCAGGAAGUCCAACGCUAACAAAUUUCAAACUGGGCAGCGGGUAGAAAGACCUGGCAAGAAAAUACAAAGGAAUUAAAGGAUAUAACUAAAUAGUUAAAUAAUGACGAGCACACUGAAAGGUAUUACCCUGAAAGGAAGCGCUGAGCUUGUGGCCGAGUUUUUCUCAUUCGGUAUCAACAGCAUCCUGUACCAGCGAGGGAUCUACCCUCCGGAGACGUUCUCCCGAGUCACCCAGUAUGACAUGAGCCUUCAACUCACUACUGACACCAAGCUGAAGAGCUACCUGACCAACGUGGUAUCUCAACUCAAAGAGUGGCUGUUUGACUGCACAGUGCAGAAGCUGGUGCUGGUGAUCACAUGUCUGGAGACCAGCGAGGUGCUGGAAAGGUGGCAGUUUGACAUUGAGUGUGACAAGAGUGCCAAGGAGAUCAGUGCUCCCAGGGAGAAAUCCAUCAAGUCCAUCCAGGAUGAGAUUCGCUCAGUCAUCAGACAGAUCACCGCCACUGUCACCUUCCUACCCCUGCUGGAGACUGCCUGUGCCUUCGACCUCCUCGUCUACACCGACAAGGACCUGGAAGUGCCGGACAAGUGGGAGGAGUCAGGCCCCCAGAUCAUUGACCAGUCGGAGGAGGUUCGCCUGCGCUCCUUCACCACCUCCAUCCACAAGGUCAACAGCAUGGUGACCUACAAGAGGACCGACUCAGCCUAGAACCUGACCUCUAACCUACGACCCCCACUGUACAUAGUUAACUCUUAUGGUCUCCUCUCCCCUGCUGCGUACUAUAGGUAUGUUGGAGAUUGACUACAACGGAUCUACAAAUCAUACUCGGUCGUCAUUUAGGUGAUUUCACCAGGUGAUUUGUAGAUGAGUCAGUUUGCAAUCUCAAACGCACACAAUACAUAUGAAAACAGAAAUGUUACACAGCCUUCUUCUCCCUUCGCAACUCAUGUCUCUCAUGAUCUUUCUUUACGUACAGUGCCUUCGGAAAGUAUUCUGGCCCCUUAACUUUUUCCACGUUUUGUUACGUUACAGCCGUAUUCUAAAAUGGAUUCAAUGUUUUUUCACCUUCAUCAAUGUACACACAAUACCCCAUAAUGACAAAGCAAAAUAGUUUAAGCAUUUUCUUUUUUGCUGAUUUAUAACAAACUGAAAUACAUAAGUACUCAGACCCUUUACUCGGUACUUUGCUGAAGCACCUUUGGCAGCGAUUAGACUCGAGUCGUCUUGGGUAUGCCGCUACAAGCUUGGCACGCCUGUAUUUGGGGAGUUUCUCCCAUU
This is a messenger RNA of Oncorhynchus tshawytscha (Chinook salmon), 1288 nucleotides long. Its product is annotated as mitotic spindle assembly checkpoint protein MAD2A. Gene Ontology annotation, cellular component: kinetochore; nucleoplasm; cytoplasm. The coding region runs from base 110 to 718 and encodes 202 amino acids. Gene Ontology annotation, biological process: mitotic spindle assembly checkpoint signaling. The transcript is spliced from 5 exons. Lineage: Eukaryota; Metazoa; Chordata; Actinopteri; Salmoniformes; Salmonidae. The record is from RefSeq and is a predicted model, not a curated record.